AUGCUCCGGUACCUGAAACCAAUCAGUUCUUGAAUGUUUUAAAAAGGUCUGAAACCUCAUGUCUGACAUCUGCACACAUGAAUAUUCAUGUUCUCACACUUGCACAACCCUGAAAGUUCAUUUUCCUAUAGACUACCUCUUUUUACGCAUGUCCCCAGGGUUGUUUUUUCUACACUUCCUCCCUUGACUGACAAAAAGACUCUGCCACUCUCACUCUCUUUUGUUCUCCAUUUGAGACCAUUAAUAUUACUGGUCAUUAUCAGGAACAAACAGGUAAGACAACAUCUAUGUAAAAAUUCUGUAGAAAGACUAAGUGUAAUCUUUUUUACAUGCUUAGAGUUUAACUUUUGUUUAACUUUUUUAAUUUGAAAAAAUUUUCAGACAUAUUCUUACUGUGCAGGUAAAUGACUACAGAACAAAGUAAGGUUUCUUUUAUUUUAGAAAAUAAAGUGUUAAACAUCUAAACAAAUAUAGACUGGGUCAGACAGAUAAUGGUUUUAACAUUUACUGAUACUUUUCUGCAGCUGAUGUGAAUCUGAAUUUGAUUUUUAGAGUCAAACCUACAUUUUCAGGGUUUUACUUUUGAGCAACGAGGGAAAACGUCAUCAUCAAGAAUGCAGCUCUUCUGGAAAUGUUAUGUUGGAUGCAGACACAGACUGGUUUCAGACCGUUUGUACUCUGGUGUGUUUUCAGUCUCGGUCUGUCUUUUUCUCAUCUGUUCAGUCUUGACAUUAUAACAACUGAGAAAGAGUAUUUUUAAACCUCUCAGAGAAACGGUCAAAGUGUCGUUUAAAGAAAACUUUUUUUGGGUGUGUCUGCUCAGUCUGUGGUUUCACAUGAAAACACAAGAGACUAUCUUUGGUGAAAGAGUAUUCUGUGUCUUUUUGUACUGAGUAUACAGUCAAAAUGAUAUUAAGCUAACAGGUUUCAGCAGGUUUUAGAGUGUACAAGAAAAUAGUAAUGACAUCCAGACUCCAAUCAGGUCUAUAUCCAUAAACAGACACCUGCACAUGAGUAAAGAUACAAAUCCUGGAGCAAAUAUUUGCAGAGACAGGAAUCUGCUCAAUCAACUUUAGAUUUUCAGACUUCCUGAACUAAAUCAGAAAUGACGGCUCUUGACUCUGUUCAACAAACUCUUUAAAAGCUGAUUUCUCCUCCUCUUGAAGACAGACAUGACAAUGUUUGACUUUUAAUUAAUUACAUCAUUUCAUAUCAUUUCAUAUCAUUUUUUAACACUUUCCAAUUUACCAGAAAACAAGUGUCUACUUCCUGCUGAUGUAAGGCGAAGUAAAAUUCUGCGUAACUGUCCGUUAAUAGUAACAGGGACUCAUUGAGGAACAACACAACUCAGUGACCGAUAACACAGAAAAGGAGCCCUGUCCACAUGUACUACUGAAUUGUGCAAUACUGAAAGGCUAGAAAAGUUCACUUCUGCUCCCAUCUAUGUCAAUACUUCAUUUUCAUACAAUGAGUGAGAGGGAGGCUCAUAAAUUUGGCUUAGAGAACAAAUAUGUGAUGCCCAUCAAACAGUUACCUGCACAUACAGAAUCAUAUACGUCCUGUUUUUUUUAAGAUAUCAUUGAAUUUGAUUUUUAACGAUUGGUUUUUGUAUUUCUUGUGUAUCCGAGUGUGAAUUCUACAUCUUUUAAACAUUAUCUAGACCUCCAGAUGUGAUCAGGUUUAAAGCUUCAGGGAAGGAGAAAUGAUCGAACACUUCGAAACCUCAGCUUUGUAUGAACCUUUAUCAACAUGAAGGUAAAUAUGACAAUAGCCAGACUAAUCCUGGUCUUCAACCAAACGAUUUUCACAGUCCUAGACCAAACACUGGAAGUCUUAAGUAAAUCCUGGAGUUUUGCUGGAGUCACAGCGCACUCCCGUCAUCUUGACCGUUAAGUUUAGGGUGGUAAUCUGCGCUGUUUUAUAUCAGUCUUUUCCUAGUCUUGGGUUUGCGAUAAUAUCUAUCUGUCGCAGUGACGUGACACAACCAACAACCAAUAGAUGAGGUCGAACAAACGCAGGAAAAGAAAACCUGACAGUCAAAAAAUGAAGAACGAGACUGUUUGAAGAACUACUGACGAUAAAAAAAAGGAGCAGAUAGUGGAGCCGCGGGCAGAUCAGACUUGUCCAUUCAACAUCAACUGCAGGGUUUCCCUACAUGUAACGGUGCAACCACAGCUGAAUAAAAGCCACCACACCUCCAACAAUAAAAAAUUUUUACGCGCUACCUCGGACUCGGUAUGUGUCAGUAUAUGUGGCGCACAGGGGCUGCACCACAGGGCUCGCGCGCCGAGUAUUAGCAUCAUCGAGUUCAGAGUUGUUAUAUGCUGUUUAGUGAGCCGUCCCUUUUUAAAUCACACAUUACCACCACAGAUAGAUUCCUCACCAAUGAGAAAUGCUGAACUGUCAAAAAAUGCUAAAAGAAUCUAGUUGUAGUCUUGUAAAUAGUGACCCUGCAAGAUUCCCAGUCAUUUUGUAAAAUCUCCGUCUGAGACUAAAAGCUGAGAGUUUUCCAGGAGUCUUUUCCAAAUCUCCUCCAAGUCCUCUGGUGGAUAGCUGGCCUAAGUGAUGUCCCUGCAGCAGUGGGCCCAGAACUACCAAGAAGACCUGAUUUCUGAGCUUUAAGAUCCAAGGCCUGCCUCCCUGCUGCUUAAUGAUCCCUUUGGAUUUCCUACUAUGAUCAAAAUUCUCUUUUUUUUCCUAGUAUGGAAAAGAUGACCAGCAAAGAUUUCACUCUUCUCUCCAUCCUCCUGUCUCUCUGCUGGGCUCAGCAGUCAGACCCAGGCAGUGAGAGACCACCUUGUGAUCGCUGUGACCUGCAGCUGUCCUGUGACUGCUCCCAUGGUGGAUUUACCCAUGUCCCCAUGGUUACGGACCUGGCCUUGACUCUUGAUCUUUCUUUCAACAACAUCAGCGAGGUGACUGAGGAUGAUCUGACAGGCCACAGUAGACUGAAGGCCCUAAGUCUACAAGGUAACAUUUAUUCAAUCAUGUGUUUGUGGUACCUCCACUCAAACUGAAACAUUUCACAUCUCCACAUGCACUGUGCAUAGGAACUCUUUCCAUGGUAUAAACUCAUCAGUUGUAUCACAUUAGAUCUUGCCACUUCAUCGUGUUGUGCGAAGCUUCCCAUGAGGGUCGUACAAUAAAUUUACAAGUGUUUUUUCCUCCAGGCAACAGACUGGCUGCGAUCCAUCCAUCAGCGUUUGAUUCUCUUUGGAGCCUGGAGAACCUCGACCUGUCAAACAACCAGCUGAAAGCUCUUAACCACACAUGGUUCAGAAAGCUAGGAGCUCUCCAGCAACUCAACCUGCUCAACAACCCCUACAGGUAAAAGGGCCAAAUUUCCAGUUUUAAGUUCAGUCAAAGUUGCCUGCAACAGGGUCUCCCCCUCUGACUUCCUCUCCUGCAGGUGCCUGGGUUCUCCUUCAGUGUUUCAGAGUCUGUCCCGGGUGAGGAGACUGCGGUUUGGAGGUCCUGCUCUGGAGGAGCUGAUGAAAGGGCAUCUGUUGGGGGUCACAGAGCUUGAAGAGCUUACCAUGCAUGCCAACAACAUCAUAAGGUUAAGGACUGGCACUGUUGUUUAGAGUUGUUCAUUGACAGUUCAUACUCAUCAAAGAUUACCAAUGCUGACCCCAAGUGGUCAUAUCACACCAAGCAUCCCAGAGACAGAAGAUCUUUCGUAACUUAUCCCACUUAGUCCAAGGACUGAAACAGACUAAGUUAUGUCUUCAUCUUUCGGUUUGGUUCUUCCUCUACCUUGACUCUACCCCGUCUUCUUUCCUUCCACAGGUAUGAAUCUGGAGCAUUAGCUGACAUAUGGCCACUUGGUCAUGUCACCUUGAGUCUCCAUGGUCCAUUUUUGACAAAUGCGGCACUGGCCUCUGCAGUGCUUGCUGAUGUGUCGUACCCGCACACACCACUAGUCCUAGAGGACCUAUAUUGGAUGGGGAAUGAGUCUGCGCGACCUCUAAAAGAGACAGCCAAGAAGAGAAUCAGGUAUGGACACAGUCUCUAUCCAAAGGGAAAUACUUUCAACCACCAAAGACGUCCCUCUUUCUCUGUGUAGGCCUGUCUUCCCUCUGUAGACUCUUGCCUGCUCAAGGCUCCUCAGGUCUCUCCUCUCAUGAGCAGUAAUCUGGUGUUUUGUGGAUCUUUUGUUUGAUGAUCUAAGCUCAGCUUUCUACAAAUUAAUCCAUUUAUUUCAGGAGCCUUACCCUCCGAAACUUUACUGCAUCAGAUGAGGCAAUUGUUUCCCUCCUUAACACGAUGACUGGAGUGCCGCUUAUGGUCGUUUCACUAGAGGGAAUGACACUGACUGGUGAGGGCAGGUAUGUUACCAGUGCAUCCAUGAUGUUAACUAUAAGGCUUAACUACUACUGUUCUCAAAGACUCGCUGUAUACUGACAUAUCUUUCUAAAAAUGGUCAUGAGUGGAUCGUUGGUCGCACGAAUAACGUAACACUUUUUUAUGUCUGCUAUUAGGUGGGAGGGAGCCUCUUCGGUGGAUCUUAAAACGAUUGACGAAAUAUACAUACGACACCCGGUCGUUAUCGAUCUCUUUCAGUUUGUCGAGCACUCAUCUUACUUGUUUUUGCUCCAGUACCCCAGCAAAGUGUCCUUCAUAAAUGCUGAGGUAAGGAACAUGGAUUGUUGAGUUUUGUAGAGUUUUAAAAAUACAGCUUCACAAAUAGUGGACAAGCAACUCUGACCGGCAAUUCUUCAUGGUAUUCCCAGCUGGUUCAAUCUCAAAAGGAAUAUGCCAACUGAUAACUCAAAAGUUAGCCUCAGUAUCUUGCUAACCCUUCUACAAUAACGUCAUUGCCAUCUUCGACUGCGCUCCCUCAGGGAAAAUGAUGUGAUGAAUCAAAGUUUAACUUUUCCAAUUAGGUGUUUGUGAUACCUUGUCUUACAUCCUUUCUGCUUGUGAACGUGCACUACCUGGACCUGUCCAACAACCUGCUGACUGAUCUGACUCUGAGGGAAACACUGUGCCAUGGAUGUAGUCCUCUGAAGGGCCUGCGGGUUUUAAACAUCAGUGGAAAUGCUCUGAAGGUACGUUCAUAACUCUGCUCUGUUUGAUUUCAUUGGUAUUUUAUUUAAAAGUGACCUUCAUGCUGUCUGACUUUAGCGGCCCAAACCAUUCAUGCAAUACAACUUCCAUCUUCAACUUAAUCAAUUUUAGUUUUUUAACAGGCUUAGUAUGAUAGUCAUUGUACUUGAAAAUAAUUUUUCUGUCAAGACUGAUUUAAAACCCAACCUUGAAGGUUCUGGUCUUGGGCCCAAAGUAAUACCUGCUCUGAUCAUCAAGGAAAAUAAAUCAAGACACCAGUUUAAGUCGAAUCAAGACUCAAAAACAAGUGACCUGCUGCUUAAAGACAUGACUUACUGUGUCCCUCUGCUGUCCAGUCUCUGUCCACAGUGAGCCAUUUGGUAGAGAAGCUUUCCAAACUGACCCACCUGGAUAUCAGCAGGAACGCAUACAGCUCCAUGCCCCAGCAUUGCUCCUGGCCCCACACCCUAAGAUACCUCAACAUCUCCAGGGCUACACUUUCAACAGUCACCCAAUGUCUACCCAAAACUCUGGAGGUACUGAGAGAGGAACAUGAUCUAAUAAUCCUGACAGACCAGACUCUCUAAAUGUUCACCUCUCACUUCAUCAAAUACAGGUGUUGGAUCUGAGCAACAACAAUCUCAAAAGCUUCCUCCUGUUCUUGCCUGCCCUGAGAGAGCUCUACCUCUCUGGAAACAAGUUUCUUCGUCUCCCUCCUGGAUGGCUGUUCCCCAAUCUGCAAACACUGACCCUGCAGGUAAUGAACAACCACAUCUUGAAUUUCUUCUUUCCAAGUCUCCUGUCUUCCACGGACUGCGACUACCUUCCUUCUUCUUCUUCUUCUUCUUCCUCCACAGUCGAACACCUUGAACACAUUUGGGCAUUCAGACAUCCGGUCUUACGAAAGACUCCAGAGCCUCCAGGCGGGUCAGAACAAGUUUGACUGCUCCUGCGACUUUGUCGAUUUCCUCCAGUCGGUCUUUGAAGGAGACGGAGAUGUUCAGUUAACAGACAAAGAGGACAUCUAUGUCUGUGACUCUCCUCUUUACCUCCAGGGGGAAGUGGUUAGUCAGGUCAGUCUCUCCUUGUAUGAGUGCCAUCAGGUGUUGUGCGUGUCUGUGAUCUGUGGAGUGGUCCUGUGUGUUUCCACUCUGGCAUGUGUCCUGCUCUGGUAUCUACAUGCAAUCUGGUACCUGAAGAUGACCUGGGCUUGGCUUAAGGCCAAGCGUAGCUCCCGAAGAAGACAAAAAAGGGAUCAAGAGGGCACAGAGGCGCGGCUGUCCUACGAUGCUUUUGUGUCCUACAGUGAGAGGGACGCUAGCUGGGUGGAAAACUUGCUGGUGCCUGAACUGGAGAGGACAAGGUAACGUCAGGACCUACACCUCUAGAUAUUUGACUUGAAACCAUAGUAACUUGUUUUCUUGUUUUCAAAGAGAGAGCAGUGAGGACUCCAUGAACGCCGUUAGUCCCAGACCUUUGACCCUGUGCCUCCACAAACGAGACUUUCUUCCUGGACAUUGGAUUAUGGACAACAUCAUGAGUGCCAUCGAGAGCAGUCGGCGGACCAUCUUCAUCCUGUCGGAGAACUUUGUCCAGUCUGACUGGUGCCGCUACGAGCUGGACUUCUCCCAUUUCUGGCUCUUUGAUGGAAACGCAGGCGGAGAGGCGGCCAUCUUGAUCCUGUUGGAACCGCUGCCCAAGGACAACAUCCCAAAACGCUUCUACAAACUGCACAAACUUAUGAGCUCCACUACCUACCUGGAAUGGCCUCAGGAGGAGGAAAAGUGUGAGGAGUUCUGGGAGAGUCUCCACAAAGCUUUGAGAAUAGAUGACUAA
Messenger RNA from Xyrichtys novacula (pearly razorfish), 6885 nucleotides. NCBI's taxonomy places the organism in Eukaryota, Metazoa, Chordata, Actinopteri, Labriformes, Labridae. The record is from the annotation of a GenBank genome assembly.